AUGUCCAUGUUACCUCUUCAGACACUGUCGUACCUUCCAUGGGUCGUGUUGCUUGGCUCCAUUGGAUGGGUGCUUUACGUGCGCUUCCUCCAUCCUCUCGCCGGUGUUCCGGGCCCGCUCUUGCCAUCCCUCACGCGCUUGUGGUAUGUAUGGAAGAUCAGGGAGGGUUCCUUCGACGAAGUCAAUCGUGAUCUGCAUCGAAAGUAUGGAAGAUUGGUCCGCAUUGCUCCCAACGAAGUCAGCGUCAGUGAUCCAGAGGCUGUGACGUUGAUAUACGGAAUCAAGUCGAAAUUCACCAAAACAAACUUCUAUCCAAUUUGGAAGCCAGAUGCGUUUGCCACGAAACAUGCCGAUCAGUUCACAGACCUCGAUGAAGCCCAUCAUUCAGCUCGCAGACGGCUGUUGAGCAACAUAUACUCCAUGUCUAGCGUCCUCGAAUCCGAGGCCCAUGUGGAUGCAUGCACAGAGCUUUUCAUGGCGAGGCUCUCGGAGUUUGCAGCAAACGGGAAAGUCUUGGACCUUGGCACCUGGCUGCAAAUGUACGCAUUCGAUAUCAUCGGAGAACUUUUCUUCGGCCAGGCUUUCGGCUUCUUGGAGACGGGAUCUGAUUUUGGCCGUUGGAUUGGCACGCUGGACCGUUUGAUGCCAGUACUGAUCGUGGUUGCGAUGCUACCCAAUGCCUUCCGCCCAUUCUAUCUCAUCUUCUGCAUCAUGUUCGCUUCGACGAGAGCAUCGCUGAAGGACUUCGAAGGCGUUGCGACCACUGCCAAGAAUUACGUUGGUAGGCGCGAGGACAUGAUGAAAAGCGAGGAUAUCGAAGCCUCGGCAAGCAAUAAACGUCGCGAUAUUCUGACCAAGUUGUUUGAGCUCAGAGCCCACAGAGGCGAAAAGGAAGACUUUGGCAUCGCAGAUAUCCAACAAGAGGGUUAUGUCAACAUUUUAGCCGGCUCAGAUACGACCGCGAUCGCCAUGCGUGCCAUCAUCCAUCAGCUCUUGACACACCCUGCCGCGUUGAACAAGCUCAUGCAAGAAUUGGAAGAGGCAUUGCAUGCUGGCAGGAUCUCGCUGCCAGUCAAAUUUUCGGACGCUUUAAAGCUUCCGUACUACAGCGCUUGCGUUAAAGAGGCCAUGCGACUCCAUCCCAGUGUUGGACUGGGCUUGCAAAGACACCCUCUUCCCGAAGGAUGUGAAAUCGCCGGAAGGUACUUCUCGGGAUCGAAAAGCGUUCGUGUCGCGAUCAAUGCUGCUGUACUCCACUACGACACAGACGUAUUCGGCUCUGAUGCUGCAGGCUUCUCUCCUGAAAGAUGGCUGGCUCCUGGUGCGGCAAACAUGGAGCGAUAUCUUUUGACCUUUGGCGGAGGCAGCAGAACUUGCAUCGGCAAGAACAUAUCUUUGUCGGAAAUCUACAAGAUGCUCCCGCAUCUGUUGCUCAAGUUUAAACUGGAAUUGGCAUAUCCAGAGAAGCCGCUGAAGAAGAGCGAUUGGUGGUUUCACAAGCAGGAAGGAUUGCUUGUGCGUUUGUCAGUAAGAUGA
This is a messenger RNA of Cercospora beticola, 1536 nucleotides long. Its product is annotated as cytochrome P450. Gene Ontology annotation, molecular function: monooxygenase activity; oxidoreductase activity, acting on paired donors, with incorporation or reduction of molecular oxygen; heme binding. NCBI's taxonomy places the organism in Eukaryota, Fungi, Ascomycota, Dothideomycetes, Mycosphaerellales, Mycosphaerellaceae. The record is from RefSeq and is a predicted model, not a curated record.